UUUGUGUGCGCUCCUCUAUUAUUACUUGUUAACUACUUGCUUGCUCAGCCGUUUCGAGUCAGCGACCCAAGGAGGUGUGUUUAAUGUGACAGGUCGGCAAUCGGCGUAGAAGUAAAGAAGUAAACAUGGCAGAGAAACGUAAGACGAAGAAGAAAAAGGAGGAAUUGGACAGCCCUCCUAAAAUCGAAAAGCCGUCAAAAACUUGCUACACAGUUGCGAAAUGGCUGCGCAAAAAUGUACCUACAAAGAAGACCAAAUUCCUCAGUCACAAUGUAGAAUACUUUACAGGAAGCAAGGCUAUCGACGCGUUGAUGGAAUCAGAUUUUGCUGCUGAAAAGAAUGGAAAUGAACCUGUGUUUGCAACUAGAUUUGACGCUGCCCAGUUCCUCAAUGAGAUGCUGGUCUUUAAAUUCUUUCAUCGCGCUAGAAAGGUUAUUGUGUCAGAGGAGGAAUUGAAGGCAAAGCUGAAAAAGAAAGAGACGUCCAAGAAAAAGGAUGAUGAUGAGAGUAGCCACACCGAGUGCGAGCGCAAAGAAGAGACAACUGUUGGAGCAGAGAAGCAGAAGGAAGGCAAAGACAAGGAAAAGAAAAAGCGGAAAAUCCGUUUAGAAAUGCACAUGGAACAAAUAUUUGUUGACGGCUUGGACGCAUAUGUGUGGAUCUACGACCCCAUUCCAGUCUACUAUUGGUUUUUUGGCAGUCUGCUUGUCGUCGGAGCAAUCGCAAUCUGUCUCUUCCCGCUCUGGCCGCCAGUUGUGAGGAAAGGCGUUUAUUAUCUUAGCGUGGCCGCCGCGGGCUUUUUGAUCUUCAUCAUUGCUCUCGCCAUCCUACGAGUGGUCGUUUUCUGCUUAGUUUGGGUGUUGACACUAGGAAAGCACCACCUGUGGCUGUUGCCCAACCUAACCGAGGAUGUCGGAUUCCUCCCCUCGUUCUGGCCACUUUAUCAGUACGAGUACAAAGGUGCAAAGUCUUCAGAUAAGGGAAAGAAGAAGAAGAAGAAAGCUAAAGACUCUGACGGAGAGGAUGAUGACGAAAACAGAAAGCUGAUUGAGGAAGAGAACUCUGGUGCUAAUGAGGGAGAGGUUGAGAACAGCGCAAGUGAAUCUGAAAGCAGCCAAAAGUCUCAGACUGGUAAAGAUUUUGAAAUGGUGGAACACGAAGAGAUUGACUCAUAACAUUCUUCUCUAUACCAACUCUCACACUUAAUUAUUUAUUUCUUCCUGCUCAACUUGUUGCGGUCGGAUCAGAACUUGCACAUAGAGUAAUUAGAAUUAUUGUCAUUUAAAAUUUGAUUUGUUACCAAAUCCUGAUAAUUUCUAUUGCGAAUUUCUGUACUAUUGCAUUUCAAUCCACUCUAAAGGGUUUGAGCAUUACUACACAAUGACAUUAAUGGAAUUAUUUGUGUAUGUGACAAAAUAUUUUAUUAAAUACAGCAAAGCUUA
Molecule: messenger RNA, 1442 nt
Organism: Cloeon dipterum
Lineage: Eukaryota; Metazoa; Arthropoda; Insecta; Ephemeroptera; Baetidae
Gene: Trp1
Product: translocation protein 1
Exons: 8
Coding region: 126-1175 (349 amino acids)
Biological process (GO): post-translational protein targeting to membrane, translocation
Cellular component (GO): endoplasmic reticulum; endoplasmic reticulum membrane
Source: RefSeq, a predicted model, not a curated record